Molecule: messenger RNA, 2339 nt
Organism: Anopheles cruzii
Lineage: Eukaryota; Metazoa; Arthropoda; Insecta; Diptera; Culicidae
Gene: Fitm
Product: acyl-coenzyme A diphosphatase FITM2
Exons: 3
Coding region: 199-1575 (458 amino acids)
Biological process (GO): lipid storage; lipid droplet organization; phospholipid biosynthetic process
Cellular component (GO): endoplasmic reticulum membrane
Source: RefSeq, a predicted model, not a curated record
UUUUUAUUUUUGGAACACAGGGGCGCCGAAAGCUGGAUGGAGCUCCGCUCGCUUGCCGCUCCGCUUGCUUAGGAUUAGUCCGUUAGUCCGUGCGCCUGCUGUACGAUACGUACGGGUCUAUGUACGAUUUUUUGCCGACCAUUUCAAGUUUCCGUCGUCGCGCGCGUCCAAUAGAAGUAGCAGAAACGACACAUAAAUAUGGCAACUAAGCGGAAACCAAUUCACACCCCAUCGAACGCAUCAAAUGCUAGCCGACCACAGAUGAAUUUCCGGCAAGGUUUGAACGACACGACGGCUCGCAGCGAAGCAAAGGGAACCCGUCCAACCGCAACGCCUACUUCGAUCAAAGAAGUGUUCACCAUGAUGGUGUUACACGUCUGCAAAAAGAUUAUCUUCUUCGACACCGGCCUGAAGGUGGCUUUGUACUUGGGCUCUUUGUUCAUCGUCUCCCUGAUCGGCGACUUUUUGCCCUACCCGAAGACCUACCUGGCGAGGACAGACAAUCUCUUCAAUGUUUACUUUGUGAAAAUGGGCUGGGCCUGGACGUUGUUGUUCUCGUUUCCGUAUCUGGCAAUGACGUCGGUGACGCUUUGUUGCGGUGACAAUCAGCGCCUGCUAAAGAAUCAUCUACCACGGUUAGGAAUAGCGACCGUGGUUUGGUUCGUGUGGACUAAGCUGUUCAACGUCAUCGAGUCCAGCUAUGGACGGUGUAGUAUCCGAGGUUUUGAUUCGAAGACGGCUUGCCUAAAGGCCGGCCAUUUUUGGAACGGUUUCGACAUAUCUGGGCAUGCCUUUAUCCUGAUCUACUCCAGUCUGGUGUUGAUGGAGGAGGCGCGACCGAUCAUUGGGUGGGAGAGCAUCAAAGAUUUGUUGCGCAAUGAGGAGCACAACCGCAGCAGUAAUGACACAUCUCAAUCGGCCAAUCCACUCAAGGGGCUGAAGGACGACGAUUUGAAGGCACUCAAAUACUUUUAUAAUCGAUUCACACCCACCAUUCGGUUACUGUUCGUCGGUAUGACGAUGCUGCAACUUCUCUGGGACGUUAUGCUCGUGGGAACGAUGCUCUAUCACCAUCGAAUGGUGGAGAAAGUGCUGAGUGGUAUCAUUGCAGUAGUUUCGUGGUUCGUCACGUACCGCGCCUGGUAUCCAGUGCCAACCGUGCUGCCCGAUCCGGUCGGCAAAGGAAUGUUCAACUACCAGACCAACGUGAAACCGGAACUCGUUGGGCUUAGACGAAGGGCCAGUUUUUUGCAGCCCGGAUCCUCUUCAGCCACGACAUCGGGUGCCGGCGGUAGUACUAGCAACAACAAGGAUAUUCCCAAGUUCAUGGGUAUGCCACUCUAUGCCGCCCGGCAACCGUACAACACCAGCUCGAACGUUGGCGGUGCAACGUCACCCCUCGAACCGUCACUCGGUAGUCAGGCAUCGUUUGGAAGCAACAGCCAACAGCAUCUGUUCGGGUCACGGGUGGGUACCAGCGGUGGCAUUAGUAGCAGUAGUAACUACGUUAACCCCGACUUUAACCAUCCCUCAUACGCUCGCUACCGUAGUCGCUUUGAACGUUUCGAAUCGUAAAUAGUGUCCCUAGUUGUGUAUUGUCGUUUGUGCUGAACAAUAAUUUCCGUCACUGUAAAUUAACCGAGUUGAACGAAAGGGUGUAUACUUGGGCGAAACGUGGGUUUGCAUGUUACCAGGCAGCGGAGCGGAAUUCGGUGGAGGGAAACGGACAAUCAUGAGCAAAAGCAGCUAUUGGCAAUUGGCUGUUUGGUUUGGGUGAUCUAAGAUUAAUGUACAUAAAUUGUUGACACAAAAUUUUAUAUUUUUCGGGAGUGGAAGCUAAACCAGUGCAAUAAAGCUUUGUAGAAAAUUUGCUGUGAAAACGGAUGGCAAUUUGGCAAAUACGUACGUGACCCCUUUCUUCGAUUGCAGAUACCGUGAAUUCCGUGAGUCUUUCGAACGUGACUGAAACGGCCUUCGGCAAAGGGCACCAGGAUUCGCCAGAACUCGCGUCACCGUUUAACUACCUUGUUACUGUUAACACUAUGGUACCACCUUUCGAGUAACGAGACCGCGGGGGCAGCAAACAUGCAUUGUGAGCCGAACACUUUCUUAAAAAGCGUGCUGCUUUACGAAUCUGUUAGCGUACCAUGGCACUAUUAGACUAUCGAUCGAUCUUACCGUUAGAAAUGGGAAGGGUUUGAGUGUUCCAAACGGGGUUGGAUAAAGUAUUUAAGUUGUAUUUACGUUUGUUCUCUUUCGUUAUUGAUUCUUGUUAAGUUUGACAUUUUUCGCGAUGUUAAUCCAUAAAAUUCCUCGAACGACCAAAAAUACAUGACCAU